This is a messenger RNA of Moneuplotes crassus, 1310 nucleotides long. The record is from the annotation of a GenBank genome assembly. Lineage: Eukaryota; Ciliophora; Spirotrichea; Euplotida; Euplotidae.
AAACAAUGAUCCAAAGCGUAUUCCCUCCCAACAACAAAUCAGACACCCUCUUUUCCCGCAGUGGGAAAUCAAAAAUGCAUACGAUCUUUAAACAACUAGAGAAAGAUCAAGAAGAGGAGGACAAUUAUCAUGCAAAGCCAACUGGCCAUGUUGAACAGAUGUGCCAACGGAUGGGUCUCUGGCAUCGUUCCCAAUCACAAAAUCAGCACGAUGAAGGAGAUGAUAAUAUUAGCCAUGACCAAGCAUCGAUAGUUGCAGAUAAGCAAUCACCAUCGAAAUUCAAGCUUAGGAGCCAGUCCAAGCCAUUUCGUUUUAGAAAGUCUAAGCUCACUUCAAGCUUUGUCUCUGAACCAAGAGAGGCAAAUUUUCAAAGAGUUCAGAAACAACUGAAUUCAACAAUGCCUGGGAAAUAUAAUCUAAAAUAUAAUUCUACAGAGAAAAAAGUCUUAGGAGCCAGCUUUGGUAAGAUUGGGGCAAAGAUUCAUAAGAGGCUUCAUGCCUCUACUGAGCAUUCUCCUAUCUGAGAGAAAGUCGUUAAAGCAUUGAAUUCCAGCCCUAAGAAGCAAUGGGCAAACAGAUCAGUUUAUGAGCAAAAUCAGGGACAAGAAAAAUUUCUAUAGAAGAAAAUAUUCAUACCUCUUGCAAGAAGAGAGGCGGAUCAAAAGCUAGCACUUCAAGAGUCAGACAUUUCAAACGCAGAUCUCCUUCUCACUGAUUGGCUACUCCGAGUAAAGAAUAUCAUUUGGUCAUUUCCAAUGCUGAUAAAUUCAUUGAUGUUUCUGGAAUUUCAGAUCUAAAUUCCAACAAAGGAGGUCUAUUAAAUUUUGAAAGGAUGAGUAAGAAACAAUACAUCAGCCCAAAAUAUGCCUCUUCAGAAAUCAAGCACUCAAAUCCUUGCUUUAACAAACUUGAUAUCAAAGAGGUAGUCAGGAAGGUCCCAAUUUUUGAUAUGAACAAGGCGCCACCAAGAUCAGACUAUCUUAACAAAUUAUGGGUGAAGAAGGAUCCUGGCUCCAAGAACCACACUGAUUAUGACAUAGCUAAAAGUUUUGAACUGAACAUCAAGAAAGUUUCUUCUCCAAGGUUUAAUAAGAUGAUGGAGCGGAGCCAUAUCAAUUCGAUCUAUUUCAGGACUGAUAAUAUCAAGAAUGACCUUGACAAUGAAAAGCUUCAUACAGGACUAAAAGCAACCAGUUAUAACAAGAAUGGAGCAUAUAUUAACUGGGAUAAGCAAAUGGAGAGGGAUGAUCUUCUGUACAACCAGACUGAAGCUAUGAAGAACAUUAGGAAUGAAAAUGCUAGGUAUAAAC